Messenger RNA from Larimichthys crocea (large yellow croaker), 5947 nucleotides. RefSeq names its product UDP-Gal:betaGlcNAc beta 1,4- galactosyltransferase, polypeptide 5 (gene b4galt5). The coding region runs from base 536 to 1678 and encodes 380 amino acids. NCBI's taxonomy places the organism in Eukaryota, Metazoa, Chordata, Actinopteri, Sciaenidae. The transcript has 9 exons. Gene Ontology annotation, molecular function: UDP-galactose:glucosylceramide beta-1,4-galactosyltransferase activity. Gene Ontology annotation, cellular component: Golgi apparatus. Gene Ontology annotation, biological process: carbohydrate metabolic process; glycoprotein biosynthetic process. The record is from RefSeq and is a predicted model, not a curated record.
UUUUUUUUUUUUUUUUUUUUGGUCGCCAGGUUACGUUGCUUAACGCUGUUGUCGGGUACUGCUAACGCCCACUUCAUAUUCCUCAUUUCGCAAAAGGGCUGCCCCAUUCAUAGGCGCUAGCAGGCAGGCGAGCAAAGCGCAGGAGCGGCCGAGCACCGUCAGCGACAUAGUGUGUGAGCCAAAUGAUGGUCUCCCACUGAAAAACACCAGGCCAGGUUAAACUGCGCUAUCAUCGCCAGACGUUUCGACAUCGGACAUACUCUCAACCAAAGCCGGAACCAUCCCCUUAAUGGAAUGGGGAUCUGAAUGUUUUGACUGAAUACUGGGAGCUCCUGUGCUCGACCUGCCGCGGAAAUAGACUGACUUCCUAGUCGCUUGGCUCCUCACCGCUGCCGCAGACCGGCCACCUUACUCGGCUCAUUUAACCCAGUCUGUCCGCGGACCACUGGCUCUGGCAUCUGGACACAUCGGAACUGCUCUAUAGUAUUUGUAGAUAACGCAGACGUGCCUGUGUGUGCUUUUUGCUGCCUGUAUAAUGCCGACACAUCUGCGGUUCCGGAGAAGGUCAUUCCUUGGGCUUAUAUUCCUUUUUUCACUGUCCACCUCCGCAUUGUAUUUCAUCUACUCCGCCCCCGGUAUCGUGAAUGAGUAUGUGUUCCUGGUCCAAGCCAGAGGGAUCCAGAUCAGAGAGAACGUGAAGAACAUUGGGGCUCAGGUUCUGGAGCAGGUGGUGAGAGGGGCGUACAGCAUCAAUGGCACAGAUUACGCCUAUGACUUCAACAUGAGUGAGAGUGAUGCUCCUCCAACCACAUACCUCCCAGAGGGCUUCACCUACCUCCCCUCCCAGGUUUGCCCUGAGAGGCUGCCCUACAUGAAGGGGAGGCUGGAGGUGAAUAUGAGUGAGAUCUCUUUGGAGGAGGUGGAGAGAUCCUUGCUGGAGGAAGAGUCUAUAGCCCCAGGAGGCUACUGGAAGCCCAAAGACUGUUUACCUCGCUGGAAGGUGGCAAUCCUGGUCCCGUUCAGGAACCGACACGAACACUUACCCAUUCUCUUGAGACACCUGGUGCCAGUGCUGCAGAAGCAGAGACUUCACUUUGCCUUUUAUUUCAUAGAGCAGGGGGGUACAGAGCCAUUUAAUCGAGCCAUGUUGUUCAAUGUGGGCUACAAAGAGGCUAUGAAGGACCUGGACUGGGACUGUCUGAUCUUCCACGAUGUGGACCACCUCAUGGAGAAUGACAGAAACUACUAUGGCUGCACCGACAUGCCCCGACACUUUGCAGUCAAACUCGACAAGUACUCUUACAUGCUCCCAUAUAAUGAGUUCUUUGGUGGUGUCAGUGGCCUGACGGUGAAGCAGUUCAAAAAGAUUAAUGGAUUUCCUAAUGCAUUCUGGGGCUGGGGAGGAGAGGACGAUGACCUCUGGAACAGGGUGCAGUUUGCCAAUUACACAGUAAGUAGACCACACGGAGAGCAGGGACGCUACAUGUCAAUUCCACAUCACCAUCGCGGAGAGGUCCAGUUCCUGGGAAGGUACAGUCUACUGCGCCACUCAAAGGAGAGACAGAAAGUGGAUGGUCUUAACAACCUAAACUACUCUGCCCUAGUGGCCAGGAGGCCUCUCUACACGAAUAUCACAGUCAGCUUGAGCAGAAAGCUUGCACCCAUAGCUGACUACUGACGUAGGCAAAUAUGGACUGCAAAACAUCUGGGAAUCAAAGUCCUCUGGGACGUCAGCCAUAUCUCACCAGUUGCAGCACUGCAUAGGACUUUUUCGUUGAUUCUUUGCUUUGUUUCUUGUGUUUGUAUGCAAAAAAAGGAGACUCAAAUAAGUACAUUGGAAAAAAUCAUAAAAGAAAUUAAGGAUAAAUGCUGCACUUGCUUGUGCCACAGUCCAUCACUCCUCUCAUCUGGGCUUGUCUAGUGUUCUAGUGUCUCCACAUGCCUUUUGCACCAUUUUGGCCUUCAGCAUCCAUUCAUUCAUUCAUUCAUCCUUCAUUCAUUCGUUUUCUAAUUUAGUCAACAAUUAGCUCAGCCCUGCACUAUCGUGCUUGUUUAUUAACAUAGGCCAUGAUACACAUGCACACUCAUAGCAUGGUCACCUAAGCUUCAUUUUUUUUACUUUGCUCUUGAACUUCUUAUGUUAACAAAUGCAUUAUCCUGUGAAAACAUUUGCAUGCACACACAACCACACAGAAACUUUAACCGAGUGGACCCUUGCAGCUGGUUCUGCAGAAGGUAUGCCAAAUCUACAACUGAAGAGAGUAAGAAAAAAAUGAGUGCGUGUUCUCAGUCAUGUAUACUGUAUGUGAAAUCUUUCAUCCUAAGUUUAGAGAAUAUUAAUACCGUAAUCAUCUCUUACCAACUAUAUUUUGUCCUGUGAACAUACCAUUCAAAGACUGUGAUGUUUAUGUUUGCAUAGUUACAUUGGAUGUUCUGGCUGCCUGCAAGUGGCUGUAUGUUGGAGAGCAAUGCUCAUCCUGUUAGCAAUAAGCUGUAAUAUCAGACAGCAGAACUUAGACCCGACUUCCUCACUAUACAGAUGCAAUAGCAUGGGUGCUAGCAUACCCCUAUUGGACUACAGAGAAGGAGUGACUGCAUAUGCAAACUUCACAUUCAACACACCUUUGCCUAAGCAAACAUGCCACCCUUUUCAGUACCUAUUUGUGUCCAUGUGCUCGUCUGUGUAUCUGAGUGAGGGAGAGCUAUGCAAAUGGCCUGUGUGUAUCCUGUUGUCAGCACAAGGUCCUCAGGGUGACCUCGAGAAGACUUCACCCCUGAAAGUGUGACAGACUGACUUCAGGCCUCACUUUGUGUGCGGUGUGUAAGUCCAGGCCAGGGAGAGAGGGAACAGUUGUCGUUUUAUUUUUAGAUCGCACAUUCUUAAUGGUUACUCACCUUCAUUUUUCACUGGAGAGAAUUGGAGGCAGAAAAUACUUGAUUGCUGUCACUGUCACUGGUGUUUACAGAAGCUUUUGCUUUGUUAUUUUCCAGAUUGUCUAGUGUUUGUAAUACUGUUAGCCAGCCCUCCUCCACUGUAGGUGCUGUGAAAACUAUCUUUACAACAACCAAUCUAUGCCUGCCUUUAUUUUUUUGUUAACUAACAAUUCUUUACCCUGACGCGUUUAGGGAAAAGCUGAUCUAAAUGCUUAUCUAAGUUGUCAGGUCAUAAACCACUGAUUAGCUGUUUUAGCUUGCGGUCUGACUGUAGGCCAGUGAGUUUCUCUGUGUAAAUCAUACAUCAGGAUGUUGGUCAAAGUAAAGGUUUUGUUGGGUGGCAUGCAGCUUAACACUGUGCAUUUACAGUUGCUCAAAUGUCGCUUCUCUGAUUUGUGUUUGUCAGUGUUGAUUUGGAGUAAAAUAUCCCAAUACUGUAAAUGUAGUUCCAUUUAAAAAAAAAAAAAAAAAAAAAAAACAUUUUACAGACACUUCCUCCACACUGUCUGUCCUCUAGUCAUGCAGCUACUUCAUUUCACACAAAUCGCCUUGUAUGCAUUUCUUAUGAUGUAUCUUUUGGGGAAAAUGUGGGUGGUUGACAAACUGUUGUGUUCCCACAAUGAAUUAAGAGGUAAAGAGGCAGGACCUCGUUUUAUUUAUUUGAUCUUUUAUGGAUUAUUUUCUGUAAUCGUGCAGUUUUUAUUUUUUCUUGCGGUUGGUGUGAUGAUUUAGUAGGUGAUGUAUGACAGACUGUGUUAGAUGCACUGAAACCUGUAGUUAUGCGUUAUUUGGGAUUGUGAGGUUCAGGUCUGUGUAAACAGGGAGCUGUUCCAUUUCAUUUAGACAUAGAUUUCAGAAUAGCUGGUUUUGAUGAAAUGGAAUGGGACCUGUAGCCUGGUGUGUAUUAAUAUGCCGAACAGACACGUCGGAGGAAGCCAUUUUGUGUGACAACCACAGGAAGAGCAAGACACCUAAUCAGAAAAUGCUAGUGGUCGCUGUCUUUCACUGGGCACCUCUUUUAUACUAAUUGAUCAAUCAAUGGUGCUGACCUUUCAGAGCUCCCUUUGAGGGAUUCUAUCUCUACGUGCUUACUGGAACCAGUCCUAAUAUCAUGAAGGCUAGUAUCAACAAGCAAAACAUCCUUUUCCAACUUUUAUGGCUCUGUCAUGCAAUUCCAACCUGCAUAUGAGCCACGUAGAUAUCCAGUGUUUUUACACCUUUACAUCCCGCCAGGUGAAGUUUAAUUUGUGUAUGUGUUGUUCUGGUUCAUUGCCACAAACAGAAGCACGUUUUUACCUCCUAGCCAGUCAAAAAGAGUUGCCCAGUGGAAGUCAUGGACAGUAGCAGCAUUUGUGUUAAGUUUUCUUUUCCACGUGUGUUUGAGUGAAAUGGCUAAACCUUUUCAGAGGUCUAACUGUCCUCCAUCUAGAUUUUGAGUUUUUUUUUUUUUUUUUUGGUAUUUCAAUUUGUUUUCUCGCACUGAUAAGAAAAUUGAUUUAUAGUGACCUGGUUGUGAAUAACUCGCAGGUUAUUUUCUAGCUCUUGACUCACAUGAUACACUGUAGCUAUAUUAUACUUUUUAUUUUUUCAUUGCUUUAAAUUAACAGCUACAUGGACGUAUAGCAAAAGCCAAAUGGUUUUAGUUUGAGUGUUUCCAGAGAAGAUUCAGACCUUGAGGGUCCUGUCAGUAUAAACAGGUCCUCUGGUUGGCGUAGAUAAUCUUGGAGAGAAAGUGUUAGACUCGAUACUCCAUAUAGUAGAAUGAGCAGCUUCAUCAGCCAACACCAUAAUCAGUGAAGUGGGUUUUCUAUGACUAUUAAGAAAGCUUUGUCCACUAGAAGUAACAGGGAGCAAAUAAGUCAGCUCUCUCUUUUUAUUUAAAACAGGAAAUUUGAUUGUUUUCAGUUGGUGAUGAGAGCAUGCUGGAUAGUUAUUCCUGUUUCUAUAUACCUAACAUGGUCUCAAUCCAGACCAAGACCAAGCCUGCUGCUCACUCAAGAGACUUCACCGUAACAUAAUCUCACUUGCUCUGAUCCAUUCUGUGCCAGUUUAAAUGAAGGGACCAUUCUUUUGGCAUCUGACAAGACUGGCAGCCUUAAAGCGUCUUAAUUUAUUGCAGUGUUUUUUUUUUUUCACUCAAGUUUUUUUUUUCUUUUUUAUAUAAGUGAAAAUAUUUAAAUUGAAAAAAGUGUAUAUCAACAAAAUGAUCAUUGUAAAUAUUGUUGUGUGUAGUGUUUUAGAAAUUCUAUAGGGUCUUAAAUCACUACAGAUGCUAGCAAAAAGAACAAGGCUUUGGAGGGAUUUGGCUGGGGGUUGAUCUGGUGCCAUUUAAGUGCUAGUGAAGCUUACACAUCGACAUCAGUGUUUUUACAUCACAGCUACCCAGCACAGUUUUUAUUUUUAAAUGAUCCCAUGAAUUUUAGAUUUCUCUCACAAUCUCUGAAGUGUUCUGCAUUCACGAGGCCUCCCCCGUCCUUCAUACACUGCAGCAGUUGAAGAGACAUAUCAUGGCAGACAUAGACAUCAAUCUUCAGAUAAAGUGUAGUGUCUUUGUUUCUGCGUGCAAUGUCUCUUUGAUCGUGACGGCAAUUGGGUGUAAGGUGUAGGUCAGUGGAAAGCACUGCAGGAUAGCGAUGUGUCAGCCAAAAACACCAUAUGCUUACAAUGCAAUGAAACACAGGCACCCCAAUCCAGCGACACAAUCCACUCUAAUUCUAACACAGAUUCAUUUUUUUUUUUUUAUGAAAGCAAACUAUUCAAAAAAAAUAAAAAGAAAAAAAGAUACAGAUUGCUAAAUUUAAAAUAUAUCUUUUCUGAUUGUAAGGAGAGAAGUUCUCCUUGAAUUGAAGCCAUUUGAAGCCACUUGUCAAAACUUGAUGUCAGCCUUAUGUGGAUCUGUUUGUGUAUCGGCAUAUUAUCUUUUGAUUAUUGAAAUUUGUAUGAUGGAAAUUUUUCUUUUAUACCAUCAUUGUUAUUGUCAAAGUACACCAAUAAAAUGAAAGUUGUAAAGAUA